Messenger RNA from Gambusia affinis (western mosquitofish), 2484 nucleotides. Its product is annotated as neurogenic differentiation factor 4-like. The transcript has 2 exons. The record is from RefSeq and is a predicted model, not a curated record. Lineage: Eukaryota; Metazoa; Chordata; Actinopteri; Cyprinodontiformes; Poeciliidae. Gene Ontology annotation, molecular function: protein dimerization activity. Bases 137 to 1138 code for a protein of 333 amino acids.
ACAGUGAAGGACUGCUCUGCUUCAGGUCACAACUUUAGCGCUGAUUGAUGUGCGCAGACAGCAAACUGUGAUCCGGGUUCAGAGCAAAAAGGGCCUGAAAACCUUCCUUAAGAGGGAACCAAAGGAGCAGAACAUCAUGAUGAUUAAGCCAUAUGUGAGACUAGCAGAGGGAGAGGAGGUCAUCAGCCCCCUGCAGUGGAUGGAUGGAGAUGUGAGCUCACCGGAUGGGAGCGCCUCCGUCCCAGCGCACCACUACGGCGCCGGCGGAGCGUCCCAGCAGAACAGAGAGAUGGGAAGUGAAGAUGCAGAGGAGGACGAGGAGGAUGCAGAUGAAGGACUGGAGGACGAAAAUGAAUCCAGGAGACGUGGGCCCAAGAAAAAGCGAAUGACCAAAGCCCGGCAGGAACGCUUCCGUGCCAGACGUAUAAAAGCAAACGCCCGGGAACGCUCGCGCAUGCACGGCCUGAAUGAUGCUCUGGAGAACCUGCGCAGCAUCAUGCCCUGUCACUCCAAAACGCAGAAACUCUCCAAGAUCGAGACGCUGCGACUGGCCCGCAACUACAUCUGUGCUCUGUCCGAGGCCCUGGAGGGAGGGCUUUCCACCGAGAGCAGGGCUUUCAUGGAGACACUCUGCAAGGGGCUUUCUCAGCCCACAACCAACCUGGUUGCCGGAUGUAUACAGAUUGGAUCUGGUCCCGGUGCUGGGAUGAGACCUGAGGACAGACUUGGAGUUCGUCCACCACCUAAUCCUCUGGGAGGCAUGGUCGGGUACACCUCUCCAGGCCUGCCGAGCCCCCCGUACGGCACCUACGACACGGCUCACAUGCUUCACCUGAGAGCCAUGAAAGGAAGGCAGAGCGAGAACCAUUCUCCGCCAGAGUAUAAUGCUGGAAGUGUGGGAACCCCUCCAUAUGACGGCCCCCCCACACCGCCUCUGAGCAUCAGCAGCAACAUGGUGCCCAAACAGGAGCCUUCCCCCCACUACCCACCACCUCCACACCAGUACUCCCCCUCCAACGUGGACCAGGUUCUCUAUCAGACUCAGACCAGCUAUGAUGUCCACUUGGAGGGUCCAUAUGACUCCUACCAUCCACCGCACAUGGUCCCAAGACAAAUAACCUCAGUCUACAGAGACUGAGGCGAAUCCAAUACACCAUUUCAUGAAUCACUCCAACCUGACUGAUUCCAAGCAAUGAACCCUUCAUGACCUCUUUAAAAGGGAUCUGUUAUGCAAAAUUCACUUUUUGAAUAUUUUUAUACUUCCAUUUGAAUCUCAACUGCUUCUAAAAACUGCCAGAGCAAAAAAAACAAAAACAAAAUACUGAUACAUUUUUUGACAAUAAUGUUUUUUGUUGACUGGAAAAUUAGCCAUUUCAAAAAUCACCCCAUUUUUGAGUCACAGUGCAUCGUUACCUAGCAACCCCAGCUGAGUAAAGUCCAUCACCUAGCAACCCAAGCGGAGCUCUGCUGGUUUCACGACUGUACAAUGGCUGCUGGAAAAGACAAGUGCUUUGUGGUUGACUUACCAGUCAUCAGCCACUUGUUGCAUCCUUGUUGAUUAUGCAGAAGCCUCUACCAAUGCUUUUCAAAGUUGUACAGUUCUAUAGUUGUUAAUCUGUUUGCAGCUAUUUUCACAUCUGAGAGUAAACAUUGAUUUGGGGGUUUGGGGGAGGGAGGUCAGCAGCAAGACAUCCUAAACCACCUCAUUCUGAAAGAAAGGCAGAACAAGGCAGACUAAAGUUUCAUUACCUAAGAAAGAUUUUGUUCAGAACGUGAUGAAUAUAUGUUAUAUAACCCAUAGACCUUCCUCAUCCUGUUUCUCACCCUGUUCAGGGAAGCAUAGUAGGUCACCUUUAAAACUGACCGAUCUCUUCAUGAAGCACUACUAGGGUAACUUUAGGUUUUUACAAACACAAGGUGCAUUUGCACAGUAGAUUAGCACUGCUAAGUAUGAUUAGAAAAUACUUGACUUGAAACCAAUACAUUAUCUUCCAAACUGAUUACCAAAUGAUCAAAGGAGUGCUCAGGUCCUCAGCUGAUGCUUCAGCCAUUUUGACCAGAUGUUCUGGUACUGUACAGUAAGCACUUCUACUUUUUGCUUUGGUGAUAUGAGAUCUGCUGCAUAAAGUAUGUUUAUUUAUUGUUUAAUUUAAUACAGUGUAUAUGAAGUUUGUUUUUUACUUGCAUAUGUUUUGUCAAUGCUUUUAUUUGUUUGCUUAGUUGAUCCUGUUAAGCUGUUUUUGUGUCCAGUUUCCUUUUUUGUGUUCUGUUUUGAUGUUUUGCACUUAAACACAUCAAAAGGUAAAUUUCUCAACAUGAUGUACUUAAUUUAUUUUUAUUUUUUUUGUAUACUAGAAGAAGAAAAGCAUACUAUUCUCAGGUUGACAAAAUAGCCAUUUUUGCAUUGGAUUUGUGCUAUGUAUUAGACUUAUUCACUCUUGUUUCUAUUUGGAAAAUGUAUCAUUAAAAUAUUUUUGAAAAACU